ACGUCGUGAGAAUUUUUAUUGUUUAAUAUAUAUUUUAUUAUUUUAUUGCUUGUCUUCAACGUGACUUUACCGAAAGAGCUAAGAAUAUGAAUUACUGCAGUCACGAAAGCUUAAAAUCAAAAGGCUCUUCUGUUGUCGCAGCACACCUGGGUUACGAGUCCCUGGGGAGAGAGAGAGGAGUUUGACUCUUCAUCGAUGAUGGCCCGGCGUGUGAGGGCUGUGUCUUCCGGCGUGUUUAACUGACGGCGGCUGGCGGCUGGCGGCCGUGGGGCCAAGGGUUGCGUUUGUUGUCUUCUGUCCGAGUUUUGGGAAACGCCUUGGGAUCAAAUGUGGCCGGGUUUUUUUUCUUUCUUCCCGAGGAAUAAUGUCCCCCGAACGGGCAACUCGACUUUACACUAAAGUUUGGUUCGCAGCGGAUGAUCUUUACCAGAGUUAACGUGUCCCCCGCUUCCCCCCCCCCCCCCCCCCGCAAUCCCGUUACGCACGGACAAACGGGGGGAGCAUGUUGCGUCAAUGCUUCCGAACUUCGUUGAGAAAAGCAUUCAAGAGAAUCGAGUGACGUUCGGGACCCACCACCUCGGCCGCUGCGGUGACGUCACUUGCCACAAUCAAUGCCGUGACGUCACCGGCGGAGAGAGAGAAACGGGGCACGACUUGGCGCUUGGACCGCGACGUUGACGCUUCCGAGCGUCGCUCCGGCGAGCUUUGAAUAUCAAUUUAUUAAAAGUCUUCUUAGGUUUCACAUUUAGCUCGUGCGUAGCUGCAAGAGAAGAGCCGUUGGUGUUUUUUGGGUGCCCCCCCCCCACACCCUUUCCGGGCUAAGCAUGGCGAGCCGGGAGCCAGGGAGAGGUAUCAUUCCUCGGACGCUGGGUCGAAACGUUUGAAUAACUAACAAAAAAAAUAUUUUAAUUAUACUCAAAAGGAGUUCUUCUCGGGGGGGGGGGGGGGGGGAAUCGACAGUUCUCGGGAGUGCAGGUUUUAGGAUCGAUAACGUUCCACUGAGCAGUUCUCAGUGGCAUGUUAUCGGGUACUAUUGUUAGUCAGGUAGGUUGUUAAAAAGCUCCUUCAACCCUCUCGGUUCUCGUGGAGUUGGUGGCCGCGUUAGAACCCGGUGACCUGCGCUGGGCACGAGCGCCGGGGCGGCGGGGAGGGCGCAGCCGCCGGUGGGAACCCCGGCACGGCCGGAAACGGGGCGUGAGCCCGUACCGGAUAAGUCGCCGAUCCUUGCCGCGCACGCGAUCCCGUGCCCCCAUGCCCGUGCCUGUGCCCCCGUGCCCGUGCCUGUGCCCCCGUGCCCGUGCAUGCGUCGCGAGCGUGGGGGGAGCGGACGUCGACCGAGGCGUCCGUCGCACGGCUGCCCCGGGUGAUGCGGAGUCGGUGGCGCUGGCCCGCGGGCCGUGCGAGCGUGCGAGCCUGCGAUUGUGUCGCACGCGUGGCUCGGUAUACAAUUUAGUUUGUUUUGGCGCCCGCGCUCGCCAUUUUGGUAUUUUUGUUGUUUCCGUCUGCGCGCGAACGCGUGCGCAGCUUCAGCUACGAAUCCGCGACGUUCGAACACGAGCGACGCACGCACAGACCACCACAGGCGUCAAUGUACUCGCGCAGAACUUGCGCGCCGACCCGGAUUGUGCUCCCCUGCUGCUGUCGGCCCUUCGCACAUCCGCAUGCAAUCAUCGUUUCAAACAAAAUAUAUUUAUUGGAGUAGAGUCUCAGGUCUGUGAUCCUGAAACCCGGUCUCCUAGAGUCGAGUCUCAAGUCCGUGAUCCUGAAACCCGGUCUCCUAGAGCCAAGUCUCUGGUCUGUGAUCCUGAAACCCGGUCUCCUGGAGUAGAGUCUCAAGUUCGUGAUCCUGAAACCCGUUCCCCUAGAGCAGUGUCUCAAGUUUGUGAUCCUGAAACCCGGUCUCCUGGAGCCGCGUCUCAAGUUUGUGAUCCUGAAACCCGGUCUCCUGGAGCCGAGUCUCAAGUCUCUGAUCCUGAAACCCGGUCUCCUGGAGUAGAGUCUCAAGUUUGUGAUCCUGAAACCCGGUCUCCUGGAGUAGAGUCUCAAGUUUGUGAUCCUGAAACCCGGUCUCAUAGAGCAGAGUCUCAAGUGUGUGAUUCUGAAACCCGGUCUCCUAGAGCAGAGUCUCAAGUCUGUGAUUCUGAAACCCGGUCUCCUAGAGCCAAGUCUCAAGUCUGUUAUCCUGAAACCCGGUCUCCUAGAGCCAAGUCUCAAGUCUGUGAUCCUGAAACCCGGUCUCCUGGAGUAGAGUCUCAAGUUUGUGAUCCUGAAACCCGGUCUCCUGGAGUAGAGUCUCACGUCUGUGAUCCUGAAACCCGGUCUCCUGGAGUAGAGUCUCAAGUUUGUGAUCCUGAAACCCGGUCUCCUGGAGCCGAGUCUCAGGUCCGUGAUCCUGAAACCCGGUCUCCUGGAGCCGAGUCUCAGGUCCGUGAUCCUGAAACCCGGUCUCCUAGAGCCGAGUCUCAGGUCCGUGAUCCUGAAACCCGGUCUCCUAGAGCCGAGUCUCAGGUCUGUGAUCCUGAAACCCGGUCUCCUGGAGCCGAGUCUCAGGUCUGUGAUCCUGAAACCCGGUCUCCUAGAGUAGAGUCUCAAGUUUGUGAUCCUCAAACUCCGUCUCAUGGAUCAGAAUGUCAAUCGGAGCUCAUCUUGAAAGCCAAGUUUCCUAGAAUCGCCGCCGGGCCUCCGUUAAGACGGAUGACGAAAAUCAAUUCUCAAUCGCGAGACGCUCAUCCCGAGACCCGGUCUCCGACGGGAAGAUUUAAAUCCAAUCCCGAUGUUGAAGCCAAGUCUGCUGGAACCCCCCCCCCCCGAGUCUCGAUUUAAAAUGCACUGAACCUAGAUGAGGUGACUUUGGUUAUUUUCCUUGGCCGAAACAAUGUCAGUGGUUGAACCGCCGCUAUCUUUCACGUCGCUCUCAACGCUUGUCCGUGCGCACAACCUCCCCAAUGCAAUGAUCGUUGUCGUAGUGACCCACCCCUCGAUAUCAACAUUUGUGUUCGUUCUUUUUUACGUGUUUCCGUUUGUGUUUUGAUCCACCGCGUCAUUUAUUUUGUAAAUAUUGGCGAAAGAGCAUUUUCCGUAAUGGUAUAUGUAUAUAUUUUUGUUAUGUUGGUUUGAAAGAGGGAAUCUGUUAUUUGUGUGCUCGUGCUCGCGAGCGUCGCUAUUAACCGGGCUCUCCUUCGUGCGUUCCCCUGGUCACACCACGCGCUGUUGCCACCGUCGUUGGCAUGACGCGCCCUGCGUUCCGCUUCUGCCCGAGGUAGCCAACAGAAAUUCGGUUCCUGAAGACCGUCGCGGCACGCGGAGCGGCACGGCGGACAACGCGCGACGCACCGCCUUGCAACACGCGCGCACGUGUUGUAAGGCGCUGCUGCGACACCCGCCGUUGCUUGGUAACGGCAACAUUAUCAUCGCGGCCGGCAAAGGAUCCGUGUGAAGCCCCCCAACACUGCUUUGCGUCGCGCGGGACUCGUCCCUCCCCCCCCCCCCCCCCCCCCCCCCGUUGGCUGGUGGACAUUCCGCAUUCCUAUGCUGGGGCCCGGAUUGACAAAUCGCUGCCGUCCUGCACAUUGGCGAUGUUGUCGUUGACGCGAUGGCCCUUGCGCCUGGGACCUGGGACCGUGCGCUCGGCUCGACAUUAUCCAGGGACGGAAUUUUUAGUUUAACUAACUGUAGCGACGCGCGCUGGUGUCGUUAUCAUAUCGCUCCCCCCCACCUGCUCCCAAGCACUUCGGCAAGUCAUCCGAUUAUCUUCGAGAAAGUCGAAACGCGUGACGCGUCCCUGCGUCCUCGCCCCCGAUCUAAAGCAGGCCUGCGGUGAAUAUAUUUUUCGAUCUCAUUUGCACAUUUUGCGAUAUCAAGCGCUUUAUUAUUUUCCCGUGCCACCGAUUGCCCCGAGGAUAACCCCAGGAUGAUCGAGAGUUGCCCAAAGUUUUUGUUUGUGUCUGGGUUCAAUGCGGCUUCUGCCGUCGCGACCGCUUCAUGAACCUGACGCGCUACGUUCUGCACUUCUUGUUAUUCCCUUGCAUGUCAACCCUCACGCUGGCGGCUGAGACUAUGAACCGGUGUGAAGUCCGGCGGUGGAGCGCUGACCGCAAAGUGGGAAUGGCGAACGGGGUGUGGAACAAGCUCGCAUAGCCCUAACCAGAUCCUGCUCCUAGCCCUAACUAGAUCCUGCUCUUAGCCCUAACCAGAUCCUGCUCCUCACCCUAACUAGAUCCUGCUCCUAGCACUAACCAGAUGCUGCUCCUAGCCCUAACCAGAUCCUGCUCCUAGCGCUAACCAGAUCCUGCUUCUAGCCCUAACCAGAUCCUGCUCCUAGCGCUAACCAGAUCCUGCUUCUAGCCCUAACCAGAUCCUGCUUCUAGCCCUAACUACAUCCUGCUCCUAGCACUAACCAGAUCCUGCUCCUAGCCCUAACCAGAUCCUGCUCCUAGCCCUAACUACAUCCUGCUCCUAGCGCUAACCAGAUCCUGCUCCUAGCCCUAACCAGAUCCUGCUCCUCGCCCUAACCAGAUCCUGCUCCUCGCCCUAACCAGAUCCUGCUCCUCGCCCUAACCAGAUCCUGCUCCUAGCCCUAACCAGAUCCUGCUCCUAGCCCUAACCAGAUCCUGCUCCUUGCCCUAACCAGAUCCUGCUCCUAGCUCUAACCAGAUUCUGCACCUAGCCCUAACCAGAUCCUGCUCCUAGUGCUAACCAGAUCCUGCUCCUAGCCCUAACUAGAUCCUGCUCCUAGCCCUAACCAGAUCCUGCUCCUAGCCCUAACCAGAUCCUGCUCCUAGCGCUAACUGGAUCCUGCUCCUAGCCCUAACCGGAUCCUGCUCCUAGCCCUAACCAGAUCCUGCUCCUAGUGCUAACCAGAUCCUGCUCCUAGCGCUAACCAGAUCCUGCUCCUUGCUCUAACUAGAUCCUGCUCCUAGCGCUAACCAGAUCCUGCUCCUAGCGCUAACUGGAUCCUGCUCCUAGCACUAACUAACUAGUUCACCAGACCCGAACCCUAACUUCAACGAGAUCAUAGCCCUAACCCGAACUAGCCAACCAAAGCCUACCCCCUAACCUAACCAACCAGAUCCUAACCCUAACAAACUAGUGACCUAGAUGCUAAUCGAGAAUACUGAACUCCUAUUGGUGGAACUAGCCACCCAAACAUUAACCCCCCCCCCCCCCCCCCCCCCCCCCCCCCCCCGAACAGACGAUCCGACCCAUCGUAUUUUUCCCAUAACCCCUAACGACGUGAGCCCAACCCUCACCCACACCUCUGAUACGGCACCCCAGUUGGGCUCUUGUGUAAGGGGUGUGGGGGGGGCGGACCACGACCACCGUGAAGGAGGAGGAGGGUGAACCUGGCUGGGCCUAAGGGAUGACAUUUGGUGGUGCGGGGGGCUGACCCCGGCACACCCACGCUCCCCCCCCCCCCCGUUUAACCCGGGGGUGGUGUGUGUGUCCCUCCCCCCCCCACUUCUCACUUUGCGCGGUGCGUCUCGCUGUGAGCGCGCUCGAGUGGCGCGCGGGCGGGUGGGGGGUGGGGUCGUGGGAGAGGCGUGAAGGCUGAAGGAACCCGGGCGCUCUCGCUCGUGACUCGCUGCGCGCACCAGCGGGAGCGUGCCGCGGCUUCAUUAAACUUACACCAAGCUGC
Petromyzon marinus (sea lamprey) is the source of this 5635-nucleotide messenger RNA. NCBI's taxonomy places the organism in Eukaryota, Metazoa, Chordata, Hyperoartia, Petromyzontiformes, Petromyzontidae. The record is from RefSeq and is a predicted model, not a curated record.